Messenger RNA from Triticum aestivum (bread wheat), 1347 nucleotides. RefSeq names its product high molecular mass early light-inducible protein HV58, chloroplastic-like. The record is from RefSeq and is a predicted model, not a curated record. Lineage: Eukaryota; Viridiplantae; Streptophyta; Magnoliopsida; Poales; Poaceae. The transcript is spliced from 2 exons. The coding region runs from base 526 to 1095 and encodes 189 amino acids.
UACAUAGUAGUACUCCAGUUAAUUGUAUCUGCCGUGAGAGGCUGCCAUUUUUUAAACACGAGACUGCCGACACUAAAACAUCUUGGUAGCCCUUUGUCAUCGUGUCUCUGGAAUAGAGCCAACGCUCUACGCAGGCCUGCGUGUCUCUCUAAUGGCUUCUCGUUAUCUCGCGCCAAAAGACCUAAGCCCGGGCACAAGUAUCUCCGCGUGCCCGGCACUUUCUGGAGUCUUCCGCGGUCCGUGGAGUACACUUGUGCCACUUUUUCUGGCACCUUUUGUCGAGCUCCGGAGGCCACUCCAUGGUGCCCUGGACGUCCACGUCGUGACCGCUCUCGUUGCACGCACACUUCUACACGUUCACGGCUGGGGAGUGCCCGCCGCCGCGGCCACCCCCUCGCGGCCGGGCUAGCUCGUCCUCCCCGGGCCUAUAUAAUCGCACGCUCGUCAUUGGCAUCAGCACGCAAUAAUCACAGUCCACAACGAACCAAGUGUGAUCUAGCCAGUCCCUGCAUCCUGCUGGGAGUAAUGACGACCAUGGUUGCCUUGAGCUCCUUCGCCGGCGCCACCGUCGUCGGCCGCCCCGCCUCCUGGUCUCCGGCACUGCCGCGUCGGCGCGCCCUCCUCGUCAGGGCCCAGACCGAGCCGGAUAUCGAGUCGACCAAGGAGACGACGAGCGCAUCGACAUCCUCCCCAACCCCAACCCCGACCCCAAGCCCGGUGGUGCCCAAGCCCAAGCCCAAGGCUAACCCCUCGGUCUGGGACGCGCUCGCGUUCAGCGGCCCAGCGCCCGAGCGCAUCAACGGCCGGCUCGCUAUGGUGGGCUUCGUGGCGGCGCUCUCCGUCGAGGCAGCGCGCGGCGGCGGGCUACUCGACCAGGCCGGCAGCGGCGCCGGGCUGGGAUGGUUCCUGACAACCGCUGCGGUGUUCUCGGUGGCGUCGCUGGUGCCGCUCCUUCAGGGCCAGAGCGUGGAGAGCAAGUCCAGCGGCGUAUGGAGCGCCGACGCCGAGCUAUGGAACGGCCGCUUCGCCAUGCUCGGCCUCGUCGCACUCGCCAUCACCGAGUUCAUCACCGGCACGCCUUUCGUCAACGUCUGAAACUAGUUAGUGUAGUGCAGUACGCUUGCACGUGCAUGUACAUAUUUGUUGGUCAUGCUGAGGAACUAGGACUACGGACCACGCGACAAGCGUGGUAAAAGCAAUCUCAAAUUGACAAAAAAAAACUAGGACUACGGACUCUGACAUUCUGUAAGCCGUAUCAUUAGGUUGUCUUUCUUGGUGAUGAUGUCUUGGAGCCUACAAUUAAUGCAGGAGUGAAUUGCGUCCAUGCUAAUACUCCCAUUCUACCAA